Xiphophorus hellerii (green swordtail) is the source of this 2935-nucleotide messenger RNA. It is a transcript of the gene vps41, whose product is annotated as VPS41 subunit of HOPS complex. Gene Ontology annotation, biological process: macroautophagy; endosomal vesicle fusion; cellular response to starvation. Bases 180 to 2744 code for a protein of 854 amino acids. Lineage: Eukaryota; Metazoa; Chordata; Actinopteri; Cyprinodontiformes; Poeciliidae. Gene Ontology annotation, cellular component: late endosome; HOPS complex. The transcript has 28 exons. The record is from RefSeq and is a predicted model, not a curated record. Gene Ontology annotation, molecular function: protein binding.
GGUAUGAAAUCAGUCAUGUGAUUUCACCGAUGACCAAGAAGCUUCGACAACAAACAUUAUCGUGUUGUACGGUGUAUUGAAUGCUUUCUUCACAAACCAUUGUUUUCCCCUCUUAGCUAAUAUGUAUUUAACGUUUUGAGAUAAAAUAACGAUUGGACAUAACGCUAUUAGUCAUCACAAUGGCGGAAGUGGAGGAGCAGGAAAGGAAGCAGAGUGGGGAAUUCACAGAUGAAUCUGAGGAGGAGGACAGUGAGGAGGAGCCCAAGCUGAAGUACGAGAGGCUCUCCAACGGGGUGUCUGAAAUCCUCCAGUCCGACGCAGCCAGCUGUAUGACCGUCCACGACAAGUUUCUUGCCCUAGGAACCCAUUUCGGAAAGGUUUUCCUGCUGGACAUUCAAGGAAAUGCCACUCAGAAAUAUGACGUUAGUUCAGUGAAGAUCAACCAGAUCAGCCUGGAUGAAAGCGGUGAAAAUGUGGGCAUCUGCUCUGAGGACGGGAAGGUUCAGGUGUUCGGCCUCUACACAAGAGAGGGCUUCCAUGAGAGCUUCGACUGUCCUGUCAAAGUUGUUGCUUUACACCCUCAGUUCAGCAGAUCAAACUACAAGCAGUUUGUCACCGGGGGCAACAAGUUGCUCCUGUAUGAAAGAAACUGGCUGAAUCGCUGGAAGACGGUGGUCCUGCAUGAAGGAGAGGGAACGAUCACUAACGUGAAGUGGAGAGUCAACCUGAUAGCCUGGGCCAACAACUUGGGAGUGAAAAUCUAUGACUUUAGCACCAAGCAGCGGAUCACCAAUGUGCUUCGGGAUAACGCAAGUCUGCGGCCCGACAUGUAUCCCUGCAGCCUGUGCUGGAAAGACGACACUACUCUCAUCGUCGGCUGGGGAACUUCCAUCAAGAUUUGUUCAGUGAAAGAGCGAAAUCCUACUGAAAUGAGGGAUCUGCCCAAUCGCUAUGUGGAAAUAGUGUCUGCAUUUGAGACGGAGUUCUUCAUCUGUGGUUUGGCGCCGCUGGCGGAUCAGCUCGUCACCCUGUUUUUUGUGCAGGACCCCAUGAACCAGAUGGAUGAAGAGGAUCGUGCACGGCCUCGUCUCGACAUCAUCCAGCCUCUCCCCGAAAGCUGCGAGGAGAUCUCCUCGGAUGCUCUGAGUGUUCGCUUCUACCAGGACAACGAGUGCAGGGAUUACCGCCUCGAGCAUUCAGAGGGAGAGUCACUCUUCUACAUCAUCAGUCCCAAAGACAUCGUUGUGGCUAAAGAGCGAGACCAGGACGACCACAUCGAUUGGCUGCUGGAGAAGAAGAAAUAUGAGGAGGCGCUGAUGGCUGCUGAGAUCAGCUUCAAAAACAUCAAGAGGCACGAUGUUCAGAAAAUAGGGAUGGCUUACAUCAAUCACUUAGUGGAGAACAGAGACUAUGACGCUGCUGCCAGAAAAUGUCAGAAGGUUCUUGGGAAAAAUAUGGAGUUGUGGGAGAAUGAGGUGUACAGGUUUAAGACCAUUGGACAGCUGAAGGCUAUCAGUCAAUAUCUACCGAGAGGAGAUCUGCGUCUAAGACCGGCCAUUUAUGAAAUGAUCUUGCACGACUUUCUAAAAAGUGAUUAUGAGGGUUUUGCUACACUGAUCCGGGAAUGGCCCGGAGAACUUUACAACAACAUGGCCAUUGUUCAGGCCGUUAACGAUCACCUAAAGAAGGAUCCCACCAACAGCACGCUGCUCACCACGCUGGCCGAACUGUACACUUACGACCAGCGCUACGACAGAGCCUUGGAAAUCUACCUGAGGCUGAGGCAUAAGGACGUCUAUCAGCUGAUCCACAAACACAACCUGUUCUCCUCCAUCGAGGACAAGAUUGUCCUCCUGAUGGAGUUUGACAAAGAGAAAGCUGUUGAUAUGCUUCUCGACAAUGAAGACAAGAUAUCUAUAGACAAGGUGGUGGUGGAGCUAGAUGGAAGGCCUGAGCUGCUGCAUGUGUACCUCCAUAAACUGUUCAAGCGGGAUCACCACAAAGGCCAGAAGUACCACGAGAGACAGAUCGGUCUGUACGCAGAGUACGACCGACCAAACCUCCUGCCUUUUCUGAGAGAUAGCACCCACUGCCCUCUUGAAAAGGCUCUUGAGAUUUGUCAGCAGAGGAACUUUGUAGAGGAGACUGUCUUCCUGCUCAGCAGGAUGGGGAACUGUAAACGAGCCCUCCAGAUGAUCAUGGAGGAGCUGGAGGAUGUGGACAAAGCUAUAGAGUUUGCUAAGGAGCAGGAUGACGCAGAGCUGUGGGAGGAUCUCAUAUCUUACUCUAUUGACAAGCCACCUUUCAUCACUGGCCUCCUCAAUAACAUCGGCACUCACGUGGAUCCCAUUCUGCUCAUCAAACGCAUAAAGGAGGGGAUGGAGAUCCCAAACCUGAGAGACUCACUGGUGAAAAUUCUCCACGACUACAACCUCCAGAUUCUUCUUCGGGAAGGAUGCAAAAAGAUUCUUGUGGCCGAUUCGCUCUCCUUGCUGAAGAAGAUGCAUCGGACGCAGAUGAGAGGAGUCCGGGUCGAUGAAGGGAACAUCUGUGAGUCGUGUCACAGCACCAUACUACCCUCAGAUAUGGCCCAGCCGUUCAGUGUGGUGGUGUUUCACUGCAGACACAUGUUUCACAAGGAGUGUUUACCAUCUUCAGGAACUAUUCCUGGGUUGCAGUUUUGUAACAUCUGCAGUGCAAAGAGGCGAGGACCUGGAAGUGGGAUACUUGAGAUGAAAAAGUAACAGCUUUAGGCGCGUGCAACUAUUGAUCCUGUUUGUCUCCUUUUCUCCUUUUCUUCUCGAUGCAUUGAUCAAUAAAAAUCCCUUUUCCCUCAGUUGCUGUAUAUUUAACUAUAACAAGUGUAAAAUGAUGUGCUUUGUUUUGCUUCCCACUAAUGUUAUUUGCUGAAGAAGAAUAAAAUCAUUCAAACUCU